Gastrolobium bilobum is the source of this 2558-nucleotide messenger RNA. RefSeq lists its product as uncharacterized. The transcript has 4 exons. The record is from RefSeq and is a predicted model, not a curated record. Lineage: Eukaryota; Viridiplantae; Streptophyta; Magnoliopsida; Fabales; Fabaceae. The coding region runs from base 113 to 2437 and encodes 774 amino acids.
CUAUCAUUUUUAAAAAACUUAUCAUUCACACCACCAACAUUCAAAAACCUCAUUCUCUUUCUCAUUCUUCUCAAAACAAAAACCCUAAAAAACUCACACGCGCUCGCGCACGAUGCUCCCUCACUCUUACACCUUCGACUCUGUUUCCAAAUCCCAGGAACUAUUAUCAACCAUCCUAGCUGCUAACACACCUUCCCAAAUAAGUUCCGUCUGCGCCUCCAUCGAGACCUUCCUGCACUCUCACUCACCCGAUCAAUCCCGCCACUUCUUCUCCCUCGCCUUCCCAACCCUAAUCUCGAAGCUCUUCGGCUUCGACGACCCUCGCACCCUUAACCAAAACUCCAAUUCAUGGAUCGACACACCCCAUCUCGCCAAAACCCUCUUCUCACUCCUCUCCCCAAACGGCACCCUCGCCGCCGCUAUCUCCGCCGUCGACCGCCUCUCACUCGUUAAAUACGUCUUCCCCGCCGAACGCCUCCCCGACUGGGCUCGCUCGCUCCUCCUCUCCGAUAGCCUCUCCGGCGCACUCUCCGAUCUCUGCCCUUCCUUAUUCAAAACCUCGCCUUCCACUUCCCAAAUCCAACUCAACGUCUUCCAGUACUUCUUCUUUUGGUUCGCUUACUACCCCGUUUGCAGAGGCAAAAACGACAGCUCCGAUUGCGUUUCCGUCAAAAGAGCCAAAAAAUUUAGGUUAGAGGAUUGGUCAUCCGGUUUUUCCAUUCCCGGUUUUUCCACCUCCAAGCGAACCGGGGUCGACCGAAAAACCACCGAGUGUAACCUCUACACGCGCCUCCUCUACGCUUAUCUUCGCGCGUUUGUCCCCGUCGACGAUCUGAAAAAACACCAACCCUACCGCAGCUCGAUCCUUCACCACGGUUCGGGUUACGACGCUACCGUUGCGGUUCGGGCUGAUUUUGUGGUCAACACUCUGAUUCAUUUCUGGCUCGUUGAUAACGAUUUCUCGCCGUUGCCGGUGAACUUGUGCAGGUCGUUCGGCGUUUCGUUUCCGUUGGGGGAGACGCCUCCGACGCCGGGUUUGGGUGAGGUGGUUAAGCUUUUUGUGAGGUACUUGAAUUUGAGCACUGUCACUGCGUUCCAUGAGAAUAAUGGUGGUAGUGGUGAUAACUAUAGUGGUUGCGUGAGUCCUAGGUGGAGGUCUGUGGAGGCUGCGGGAGCAUUGCCACUGACACAUUCUGUGCGUUCGCAAGGGUGUUGGAACCUUUGUGUGCAGAGGCCUCUCUAUAGGUUCCUUUUGAGGACGUUCUUGUUUUGCCCUGUUGCUGCUUCGGUUAAGAAUAUGUCGCAGGUGUUUUCUGUUUGGGUUAGUUACAUGGAGCCUUGGGCUAUAAAAGGGGAUGAGUUUUCUGAUCUGGAUGCAAUGAACGAUGAUAAAAGGGAAAAUCUUGUGUCUGCUGCUGGAAGUGGUGGAUUUGCGCCACGUUGGCAGGAUUAUGUUCUCUCUAAUUACCUCUACUACAGUUCCUUGGUUAUGCAUUUUAUUGGGUUUGCUCACAGGUUUCUUCACAGUGAUGUUGAAAUUAUAGUCCACAUGGUGCUCCAGGUUUUAGACACCUUGACAUCAUCAAAAGAGCUCAUUGACCUUUUGAAGAAUGUGGAUACCCUUUUCCAUUCCAGACAGGUUGGAACAGGCAAAUCAAUGUUGAAUAACUUGUACAGAUAUGUUCCUAUUAUCCGGGAACAGUUGCAGGACUGGGAGGAUGGUCUAUGUGAGACUGAUGCUGAUGGCUCAUUCUUGCAUGAGAAUUGGAACAAAGAUUUGCGAUUGUUUGCUGAUGGGGAGGAUGGCGGACAACAGCUCCUUCAGUUGUUUAUAUUGCGUGCAGAAGCUGAGUUGCAAUCCAUAUGUGGUGAUAAUCUUACACCCGGCCUUCAAUGCAUAGAUUCAUUGAAGGCGAGAUUGGGGUGCUUAUUUGAUGGACACACUGUAAAGUCAUCUUCAACCUGUCCGGAACCAAUGCAACAUCAACAUUCCCGAGAUGAGAUAUUCAAGCCUAGAAGAGCUGGCAACCAUGCAUUUGCAGAUGUUAAAUACAAAGGUGACUGGAUGAGACGUCCCAUAUCCAAUGAUGAGAUUGCAUGUCUUGCAAAAGUGCUCAUUAGGUUAUCUGAUUGGUUGAAUGAGAGUCUUGGACUAAAUCAAGCAGAGAGCAGUCAAGUAAGCCCAACAUGUUCCUAUGUUGAGGUAUCGACUGAUGUUGCCCAUAUAUGUGGACCUUCAGAGACCCUGAAGGUUUUUUUCUAUACCAUUGGUUCUUGGUUUCUCUUUCUGGGUGCUGCUUCUCUGGGUUUAAUGCGAAAAUGCGGUCUGAGGGUGAACCUAAGGAUAUUGGCCUCCAAGAAGGUUGUUAUGGUUUUUGUUUUCUAUGCUGUUUUUAGCAUAUUGAAGAAACUCAUUCGAGCAUUCCUUAGCUUGUAGGGAAGAAAAUAAAUCGAACAUACAAAAUAUAUAGAGAAAUGUGAAAAAGUACGGAGAGAAUUUUGUUCCUUGCAAGUUAUUGUGCGUAAGGUGUUUCUGCCUGUGUAAAUUUUAGUGUAGU